This is a messenger RNA of Helicoverpa zea (corn earworm), 4746 nucleotides long. RefSeq lists its product as uncharacterized. NCBI's taxonomy places the organism in Eukaryota, Metazoa, Arthropoda, Insecta, Lepidoptera, Noctuidae. Gene Ontology annotation, molecular function: aspartic-type endopeptidase activity; nucleic acid binding. Gene Ontology annotation, biological process: proteolysis; DNA integration. The transcript is spliced from 3 exons. Bases 1 to 4746 code for a protein of 1581 amino acids. The record is from RefSeq and is a predicted model, not a curated record.
AUGACUCAGAGCGUCAAAGAACUUAUCAGCCGUCAAGAGGCUACUUUUAACAACUUAAAGCAGAUUUGCAUUAACUACAAGAAGGACAGCCCCACCAGAAAGAAUGCAGAAUACCUCGAGGAGCGUCUUUCUCGCCUGAACACGACAUGGGAGAAGUUCGUGUACAAUCAUCAACUUCUAGAAGAGUUUGAAGCAACAGACCUUCAAUACUUUAGCGACGAUGUUUACGGCUGCACUAAAAAGAUGUAUGAAGAUGUGUUGCAAGACAUAUCGAAACGGAAGGCGGAAUUAACCACUUCAACUCCGAGCAAGACGGAAACGUCACCGUCCGCUCCAACAACAAAAGGUAAAGGCUCUGCCGUAUUCAGUUUCGAUGACAUUAAAUUUCAUGUACCUCCACGCGAAACUACUGAGACGUCCGAAAAGCAACAAGAUCUAUUACGCAAGCAAUACUGCAACUUUAGAGCGUUUAAACGAACUGUGGAAAAGAUUGACUUAGCCGCAUCCGCUGAUAAAUGGGAGCUAGAAGAUAACUUGAGCAUGUUGAAGACUAAGUGGGAACAGAUCGAAAAGGCGAACUGGGAACUGGACUACAUCUGGCAAGACGAAGAUUCCAUCUAUAAACAAAAAUAUGACGCCGCGGAACACCUUUAUGAUAAUGUUCGGAAAAGCUUGCAACAAAAAAUUUGGAACAACGCUCACUAUGAGAAGUCCACGCCGAAAAUUGCGAUUCCGGAAUUUUCCGGAGACUACACUCAAUGGCUUACCUUCAAGGACCUCUUCCUCGAGAGUGUGCAUAACAACCCGGCCCUUUCCAAGGCCCAAAAAAUGCAGCACCUAAAAACUAAGCUCAAGGGAGAGGCAGAAAAGUUAGUUCAACAUCUCGGCAUCAGUGCGGAAAAUUAUACAUCUUGCUGGGAACUGCUUACGCAUCGCUACGACAACAACCGGCUUCUAUUUAUAACUUACACGAAUACGUUGAUAAACCAGCCCCCCAUUCAAGAAGCAAGAGCCACCAACAUAAGAAAACUACAUGACGUCAUGCUGGAAUGCUUGAAUGGACUCAAGAACAUAGGGCAGGAUAUCACUAACUGGGGUCCGCUAGUUGCACAUUUACUAUCCCAAAAACUUGAUAGUGCAACUCACAGCGAUUACAUGAGAGAUCUAAAGGAUCCGCGAGGUUUUCCGGACCUCGAGGAGUUUACCGAGUUUCUUGAAGCAAAAUUCAUGGCCUUAGAAGCAUUACAAGGAAGCAGCUCCAAGAUGUCCCUUUCCAACAAAUCAUGGAGAACAAAUAAGCAGUCAUUCCACAAAGAAGUAUAUCAAAACAAUUACAAAUACAAUACUCGGAGGUCAAUGCACCAUAACAAGCCAAUAAUUACGCCUAAAGUCCUCGUCGCAACAGCAAAAAUUUGCCCGAUAUGCAAAACGGAUCACGUUUUAAUGAAAUGUGACAAAUUUGUUGCUAUGAACGCAAAGGAACGUGACGACACCGUUCGCAAGUUGCAAGUCUGCAGAAAUUGUCUGUACAGUCAUGGCGAAAAACAAUGUUUCUCCCGCAAAAGGUGCAGAGUUUGUCGUAAACCACAUCAUACACUUUUACAUUAUGAUGAAACUCUGCAAACCAGUAAUAAUCAAGCUAACAACAUAACUACGAGCACGCUAGCAACACCUUUUUCAUCUCACGCUGUCAACAAUGUAACCAACGAAGAGAGAGAAGUACUACUGACGACUUUACGAUUGGAAGUCAAAACUGUAGAUGGAAAUUACAUUCAAUUACGAGGCUUACUUGAUCAAGGCUCACAAGUCAGUCUCAUAACAGAAAACGCAGCGCAGCGACUUAGGCUACCGCGAAGAAAACUGAGCGCAGUGGUAUCUGGUAUCGGAUCGCUAACCGGUAACUGCAAGGGAUCAAUGACCCUAGAAUGCAAAUCAAUUCACUCUGAUUAUCGCUUCAACUUGGAAACACUUAUCAUGAAAAAACUUACAAACAACUUACCAACAACAUCCUUUUCAACAAAAAAUUGGAGUUAUCUGGAAAACUUAAAGUUAGCGGACCCUUACUUCAAUAUCUCAGGUCCGAUCGAUCUACUCUUAGGAGCUGACACUUACUCGGAACUUAUACUAAACGGAAUAAUGAGAAGUGAUAGCAGCUACCCCGUUGCGCAACAAACCAGAGUAGGCUGGAUUCUGUGCGGAAACGUAAAAACAUUUAACUGCUUUGUAACUCUCAACAACUUGGAAGACAUGGCAAGGUUUUGGGAAACGGAAGAAUGUGGCGACACUUCAACUAUAACUAGCGAAGAGGAGCACUGCGAAGAAUACUACAACUUGACCACUUCGAGAAUCGAAAAUGGGCAAUAUGUCGUGCAAAUGCCCAUGAAGCCUAACUAUGAAGCUAACCUAAUCGACACAAAGUCCCAAGCAAUAGCGCAGUUUCUGCAACUCGAACGAAAAAUGCUAACAAACAAAAACCUACAACACGAUUACAAACGCUUUAUGGAAGAAUAUAUUACUAUGGGUCACAUGAAACCUGUAAUCACGGAAAAUAAACCUAGAGUCUAUCUGCCUCAUCAUGGCGUACUGAGGGCAGAGUCAACCACGACAAAGUUAAGAGUUGUCUUCAACGCGUCGUACAAAACGAAAAAUAGCAGCAGCCUCAAUGAUAACAUGUACUGCGGUCCUAACCUACAGAAAGACAUGUUUACCCUUCUCACCAGUUGGAGAACUUACAGAUAUGUCUUCACAGCAGAUGUAGAGAAACUCUACCGUUUCAUCUGGCUUCAUGCAGAACAGCAACAUCUGCAAACUAUAAUUUGGAGAUCUCAUCCAAAAGAACCGCUACAAGAGUGGGAACUGGGUACUGUAACGUAUGGAAUGAAAUGUGCCCCCUAUCUUGCAAUGCGCACUCUACAUAAACUAGCGCAAGACGAACAGGAUAAUUAUCCCGAGGCCUCAAAGGUACUCAGAAGCUCGUUCUACAUGGAUGAUUUGGUCCACGGAAAAGACACAAUUGAAGCAUCGAAAGAACUAGUAGCCCAGCUUGUCGAAUUACUGAAAAAAGGAGGCUUUAACUUACGCAAGUGGAAAAGUAACGAACCGACGAUCUUAGCCGACCUACGAGAUGAUCAAAGAAGCAGCGACGCUCACAUUAACUUCAGCCCGGAACAAACGACAAACCAAACAACAAAGAUGUUGGCAAUGCCAAGAUGGCUGCAGUGCCAUGGCACAGAGAUUGAGAUACACGGAUUCUGCGAUGCCAGUGAAAAGGCAUAUGCGUGUGUCCUUUACAGCCGCGUCCGAAAUCUGAACGGCGAGUAUGUCACCACGCUAGUAACUGCAAAAACUAAAGUUGCGCCGCUCAACAAAAGGAUAACUCUACCUAGGAUGGAACUAUGUGGAGCAUUACUACUCGCUAAACUGAUAGAAAAGGUCAAACAAACACUCGUCGAGAAAAAGCAGAUAAGGUGCUGGAGCGACUCUAAAGUCGUGCUAGCAUGGUUGCAAGGAGAUAUAAACAGAUGGGGAAAAUAUGUAGCGAACAGAGUGGCUCAAAUAAACAACGUAAUCCCUGCGACUCAUUGGAACUAUGUCAGAUCAGAAGAAAACCCAGCUGACUGCGCAAGCCAAGGACUCCUGCCUUCCAAACUGCUAGAAUUUAACCUUUGGUGGGAGGGCCCAAGAAAAAAGGCAGUUAUGUGUUUAUCAACGCAAGAAAUUAAAGCGGCUACAGAGUUGGUGGUCAAAAAUGUCCAAAGGGAGUAUUUCAGCGACGAAAUGGAGCGUUUGGAAAAGAAACUGCCAAUAUUAUCAAAGAGCCCACUGCUGAAGUUGUCUCAAUUUCUUGAUGAAAACGGGUUAUUGCGUGCAAAAGGGCGAUUAAUGAAUUCAACACUGCCUCCGGAAUCAAAACAACCUCUAAUUAUACCCGCUACAGGAAGAUUAACGGAACUCAUUAUUCAAGAGGCGCACCACGACACUCUCCAUGGAGGCGCCAGGCUCACCUUGGCCUAUGUGCGACUUAAGUUCUGGAUCAUUGGGGGCAACAGGACUGUAAAAAGGGAGCUACGACAGUGUGUGAAGUGUCACCGGUUCAAACCUCAUUGGAACGUUCAGCUGAUGGCAGACUUGCCCCAGGAGCGGGUAACUCAAUCCAGACCCUUCACGAAUACUGGCGUUGAUUACACCGGACACGUUGACGUAAAAAUAAACAAAGGGAGAGGAGUGAAAACAUGCAAGGCUUACAUAGCUAUUUUCAUAUGCCUGGCAACUAAGGCGGUACAUUUGGAACUAGUGUCGGAUAUGACCACGCAAACAUUCCUCGCCGCCUUCAAACGACUGUGUGCCCGCAGAGGCACAACCCGGCACAUGUACUCGGAUAACGGAACAAAUUUUGUGGGCGCAGCAAAACUGUUAAAAGAAGACUUUGAAAAACAUGAAACAUUUAAGACAUCCGAAUUCUUCAAUGAGAUGAGCCACCUACAAGUGGAAUGGCAUUUCAACGCUCCCCUAUGGCCAACAGCUGGGGGUCUGUGGGAAGCUGCCGUGAAAGCAAUGAAAUACCACUUAAAUCGAGUGCUGGGGGAACAGAAGCUCACUUUUGAGCAAUUUACCAGCCUGCUAACUCAAAUCGAAGCAUGUCUAAACUCACGUCCGUUGUGCCCAUUAACUGAAGAUAUAGAGGAUCUCGAAUACUUAACUCCUGGGCACUUCCUUACUGGUGGGCCCCUAAUGGGCCCAGCAUAA